This is a messenger RNA of Drosophila ananassae, 1432 nucleotides long. RefSeq lists its product as uncharacterized. The transcript has 4 exons. The record is from RefSeq and is a predicted model, not a curated record. The coding region runs from base 137 to 961 and encodes 274 amino acids. Lineage: Eukaryota; Metazoa; Arthropoda; Insecta; Diptera; Drosophilidae.
CUUUUUCGGGAAUCCAGUUCUCCGAAAGCCCCCCCCAAACGCAACUGAUGUUUUACUCGCCCGAUCCGUCCAAAUCGAAAUUCCAAAUUGAACGUAUUGCACCAGCGGCGAAGGCAAGAGUCCAGAUAGAACCGACAUGGCCAACCCGGGUCGUGAUCCCCAACGAUCGCUUCAAGCCUGGCGCCUGCUAAACGAAAGCUUCCGCAUGUUCACCACGAAGCUAGGCAGGAACCAGCAUUUGACUCCUGUUACCGGACGGCAGUGCCUUAGCCUGCAGGAGCGACGGGAUCUGAACGACGCCAUGGGUCAGUGCGUAACCAAUGUGUCAGGUGUCUUGCACAGUUUGCGCGCCAGUCACCUGCGCCUGGACGUUAACAGGCUGCUCCUCAUCGUGGAGCAGUCGCAGCUGGACGGUGAGCUAAAAAGUCGGCAGGCCCAGCUCUGGAGGACGCAGUGCGAGCUGCGCAACAAACGAUUCGAACUAAUCCAUCAGAUGCAUGCCUCGGCCCAGAUGACCGAACGCCUGGAGGAAGCCAGGCACACCACCAAGUUGCUGGAGGAGCGCCAUCGGAAGCUGGAUGUCCUGGCUGUGGACAAGGGCGAGCUUUAUAAAUCGCGGUCUUCGAUGCUCUGCUCGCGGAUGUUUGAUCUCACCCAGGAGCUGAUCAACACCAAGAUGCGCAUCAAUAGUUUUGAGCACGCCAAAGCUCAAUUGAAAAGGCGCAUCUUGGAAUUGCAGCUUCGUCGUAUCCGGCGGCGCCGGCAGCUGUGCGACCAGGUGCAGCUCCUGCGGCUGGCCCAGGAUCAAUGGCAGCUUUUAAUGCCACCGACGCUGAUGCGCGUGUGGCAUAUCAUUCGCGGUUUGUGGGACUGUGUGGACAGCCUCGGCCUGGCCUACCACUCACCCUACAAGGUGCAGAGUUCAGCAAGCGCCCUUAAUCUGUUUGUGGCGUGUGUUUAGAGUUUGUUCAUAUAAGUUCAUUUAAAUCUUUUUCUUGUUUUAAUUUUUUAGCGGUCUUUCAGUGUGUCCAUAAUGUACCAAAAUAAACAUAUUUGGUAUUAAUUUUGGUUUUUGGUAUUUUCGAUAACUAUCGAUAGAUAAGUUACGCCCAUCACUAGGUGGCAACACCGGCCGCAAAUUUCAACUAGGUGGCAUCUGUGCUGCUGAAAAAUUGCAAUUUUUUUCCGAUUUCUCACACACACACGACAUAAAACACACACGCCAGCACAUAACGCCGCAAAAACGCCCAUCAAAUUUUCAGUUAACAAAGGCUCCAAGGCGUUAAUUUUGGGCUAAUUACACCGCUGAGCCUAACGGGUGAGAGGAGACGACAUUCCAGCCUAGCGGAGUAGCAUCAGAGCCAGCGGGAGUAAGAAGAAGCACCAGCAGCAACGGACAGCGCAGGCAGAAGAAGCAGAGGCAGAGGCAGUG